GGAGACAGCGGCAACACAGCUGUUGUCUGACGAAUCCGGAGCGCUUUCAUCAGCAGUCUCCAGUGUCGGCAUUGGCUCUCCAUCAUCCCGACUCCAAACGAGCAGCAGCAGAGGACAGACAUGUCUGUCUAGAGCUCCAACACCAUUUGUAUCGUCUUAUUAUGUCGGGUUUAGGAUGAUAUGGGUUCGGUGCAAAAUGUGACAGUUGUCCGCGGGCAUCAUGAGGAUAUUAACAGCAUCCGGGCUCUUCCUGGCCUUCUGUUCCAUCUGGCUCUUGACCAUGGCCAUCAGCACAGACUACUGGUACGAAACAGAUGCGCGGAAACACCGGGACCGAUGCAAAAAAUAUGCCAGCAAGAGAAAUGACCCAGGAUACAUAUAUAUUUCCAACCAAAACCUCCCUCUCCGGAUGCGACCGGAAGCGGCUCCUCUGCGGGGAUCCCUGCACCCUGCGCCCGCCAUGGAGUCGCGCUGCAGCCGCCGCUACAACUCGACCACAACCGGGCUGUGGAGGAAAUGCCAUCGAGAAGGCUUCGACCUGGAGAACGAGGAUCUGAUUUUUAAAGGUUUGCUUCAACGCUGCACGCCGGUGAAGUAUUACUAUUCCUCAGCGAAUAUCCCACGAAAUCUGCCAGUGAACAUCACCAAGACUAUCAGACAAGACGAAUGGCACGCUCUCCAUUUGCAGCGGAUGACUGCAGGUUUUAUCGGCAUGGCUGUGUCCAUCAUUGUGUUCGGCUGGACGGUUGGAUUGCUGGGCUGCUGGAAGCACAACGAGCUGAUGCAGUAUGUGGCGGGACUGCUCUUCCUGAUGGGAGGCACCUGCUGCAUCAUUUCCUUGUGCACAUGUGUGGCUGGUAUUAAUUUCGAGCUCUCGCGGUACCCGCGCUACCUGUACGGGCUGCCGGAGGACAUCAGUCAUGGGUACGGCUGGUCCAUGUUCAGCGCGUGGGGCGGGCUGGGUCUGACGCUGCUGGCUGGCUUUCUGUGCACACUAGCGCCCUCUCUGCACAGUCCCCAGACCACCACCACACACAAACCCCGACAGGAGAACGGCAUGGUGUGACGCUCGCACACUCCCACCAUACGCGCAGAUACGUUAGCACUGACAUGUCAUUCUGAUGCAGACAAGUGUCUUUACAUAUCAGAGAAAAAUGGCAAAUAAACAGUCACAUACACAGCAGACAUU
This is a messenger RNA of Rhinichthys klamathensis goyatoka, 1189 nucleotides long. RefSeq names its product transmembrane protein 276a (gene tmem276a). The record is from RefSeq and is a predicted model, not a curated record. Gene Ontology annotation, cellular component: membrane. The coding region runs from base 221 to 1066 and encodes 281 amino acids. The transcript has 4 exons. Lineage: Eukaryota; Metazoa; Chordata; Actinopteri; Cypriniformes; Leuciscidae.